This is a messenger RNA of Trichosporon asahii var. asahii CBS 2479, 1578 nucleotides long. RefSeq lists its product as uncharacterized. The coding region runs from base 1 to 1578 and encodes 525 amino acids. NCBI's taxonomy places the organism in Eukaryota, Fungi, Basidiomycota, Tremellomycetes, Trichosporonales, Trichosporonaceae. The record is from RefSeq and is a predicted model, not a curated record. The transcript has 6 exons. Gene Ontology annotation, biological process: aldehyde metabolic process. Gene Ontology annotation, molecular function: aldehyde dehydrogenase (NAD+) activity. Gene Ontology annotation, cellular component: cytoplasm.
AUGAGAUCGACCUCCUUGCCUUCCCUCUCCUCUCAUCAACUCCCACUCCCUCAGGCAGCGCUCCGGCGCCCGCUUCGCGGCCGCACGCUCCCCAUCGAGUACCGCCUGUACAACCUGAAGCAGCUCGCGUUCCUGAUCCAGGACAAUAUUGAGGCCAUCUAUGCCGCCCUGCACAAGGACCUGAGCAAGGAGCCGCUCGACAUUGAUGUGGGAGAUGUCUGGCCCAUUCUCAACGAGAUCGAGCUCGCCGUCCGCCGCCUCCCCGAGUGGAUGGCCGACGAGAAGGCGACCCGCGACUCGGUCCUCGCUUUCAAGCUCUCGCGCCCUCACGUCCGCCGUCAGCCCAAGGGUGUCUCCCUCAUCAUUGGCGCCUGGAACUACCCCUUCCAGCUGACGCUCUCGCCCCUCGUCGGCGCCAUCUCCGCCGGCUGCCCCGCGAUCAUCAAGUGCUCCGAGCACUCGCCCGCGUCCGCGGCGCUCAUCGCCGAGCUCCUGCCCCGCUACCUCGACCCAGAGGCCUACGCCGUCGUGAACGGUGCCAUCCCCCAAUCGACCGCGCUCCUGAAGAAGCGCUGGGGCCACAUUCUCUACACCGGUAACGGCGCCGUCGGCAAGAUUGUCGCGACCGCCGCCGCCAAGACCCUCACCCCCUCGACGCUCGAGCUCGGCGGCAAGUCGCCAACCAUCGUCGCGUCCGACGCCAACAUCACCAUGAUUGCGCGCCGCAUGAUGAGCAUCAAGCAGCUCAACAUUGGUCAGAUGUGUGCUGACCCCAGUCUCGACGAGUUCUACCCCAAGGGUUCUGAGCGCUCGCUCAUUGGCAAGCACGGCCAGGCUGCCGCGUUCCGCAACGCCGGCGACUAUGACCGCAUCGAGGGCAUCAUUGACGAGGCGCAGAAGGGGGGCAAGCUCAUUUACCGCGGCGAGGAGGACAAGCCGAACCGCCGCAUGGGUAUCUCGCUCGUGCGCCUGAACAAGGACGGUGCUGGCGAGACGGGUAUCCUCGUCGAGGACGAGAUCUGGGGUCCCGUUCUCCCCAUCAUCCCCGUCGAUGAUGUCGAUGCCGCCAUCGAGUACGUCAACGCCCGCCCCACCCCUCUCGCUCUCUACGUCUGCUCUGCGUCCCGCUCAACGUUCGAGCACGUCAUCAACCGCACGCUCUCCGGCUCUGCGAUCUGGAACGACUUUUCGUUCGCCCCCGUCGUGCGCACUCUCCCGUUCGGCGGCGUCGGCGAGUCGGGCUGGGGCUCGUACCACGGCGAGAACGGCUUCCUGGCCUUUUCGCACCGCAAGGCCGUGCUCGAGAUGCCUGGGUGGAUGGAAAUCGCCCAAAAGUCGCGCUACCCCAACAACUACGUCGAGGGCACGCACAAGCGCAUGAAGAUGGUCAUGACGGCGCCGCUCGGCUUCUCCCGCCCCGUCAGCGUCGAGCAUGAGCGCCGCGCUCUUGAGCGUCGCAGGAACCGCCGCACGUUCUACCUCGGCGUCCUCCUUGUGCUUGUUGGCGCGGCGGCCGGGCUCGGCGGGCGCCGCAUCGCGUCGUUUCUUGGAGGACUCAAGGCCAAGCUUGGUCUUUAA